Molecule: messenger RNA, 6225 nt
Organism: Penicillium digitatum Pd1
Lineage: Eukaryota; Fungi; Ascomycota; Eurotiomycetes; Eurotiales; Aspergillaceae
Source: RefSeq, a predicted model, not a curated record
AUGACUAGCAUUAAAGACCUUGUUGCUCCACUGUCCAAAACGCUUGAGCAUUUCCGCCAGAGCUCAAAGAUUCCAUCUACAGAUGAUGAUCCUAUGGAUUUGGACGACCGAUUCAUGGCCGAGGCCCCUUUAGCAACUGAUGAAACUAUUCUUGCCUUGAACCGGAAUUCUCUGUCUGUCUUCCUUGAUCCCGUCGCAUACCAAUGCUGUGUAACUAUCCAACUUUCGAUUUUUCUCAGAACCCAAGCAGACUGUGGCUUAUCAUCUGUCGUUGAAUAUUUGACAGGCUUGGAUGAAGCCGAUAUUCUGGCAACCCAAGCUAUUUUACCUGAGGUUUUCCAGCUUUGCUCGAAAUUGGAGCCCUCAGAAUUGCUCUCCAUUAUAGAACAUUUUGGUGAGAAGUGUCUACAGUCUUAUGAAAUGGAGCGAUGUGAGGCUUCACACUGCAUUUGCAUCCGCAUGAUGACCAGCUUUAUCGGUUCCUGGACAAACGGGCCUGAUGAUACAUUGAAAGAGUCGGCUAUGGACUUGUAUAUUUGGUUCAUGGAAGCGCUCCUGGCUCGGAAAAGGGCUACCCCAAAAGUCUACAUUGCCUUAGCCGAGCUUAUUCGGGGGGUGAUUGGCACAUGUCCCUCGUACGGCAAAGAGCAGUCUCUUCCGUCGCCACGAACAAAUUUGUUUGCAAUCCUUCGAGGAGGUGACGUUCAGGUCAAAUUCAGCGUUGCGAAGUUUAUCCCUGCUUUAUUUGAGCGGUUCCUUCUUAAAGACCAUGAUGCCAUCUUCGAUGAUGUAUUGGAAAGCUUGCCACGAGACCCGGAGUGGAUUGAGGGAAUUGCAGUCCGCCUUUUCGUACUUUCGCAGUUGGCUUGCAGGUGGCACACGUUGCUGCGAAGAAGCAUCUAUCAUUUAUUUGAAACCCCGGCUCAGGUGCCACUAUCACUAUGGUACGCCGAGAGAUGCAUGGUCUCUGUUUCUCAGACCCUUGGUCUGCAAGAUGCCAAAGAACUUUUUCGGCUUUUCUCAUCUCAAAUACUCUACACGUGGACUGAGACACAGAGUAUCAUGUCCAUGCCCUAUAGUAUAUUUGGGUACGACAGUCUUCAAAGCAUGCUGGUGGACGUCAAAGAUGAAAUCGUUGGGCAAAUGAUGAUGCGUGCCAAGGAACAAGAGACAAUUGAGCUUGCGAAAUACCUCCAAAUUCCACAUCUCGAGCUCCUGACGACCUCUUUUCACAAGGCCGAGUCAUACAGCAUUGCAAGAGAUAUCAGUACUCCUCCGGAACAAGGUACUCAGCCUAAGGGUGUUGAGAUCCGUCUGCGGAAACUUCUCGGGGCAGAUCAGUUCAUGACACAAAUCGAGAGCCAGUUCCCUCUGAUUAUUGCUACGUUUUUCAGAUCCCUCGACUUCUAUGACCAGAUCGGGCGAGCAUUCUCAAAGCGUGAAAACUUCGGUUAUGCACUCGAGAUCCAGGCGCAAAUAAUCAACAAAAGCACCUCCCAAAAUUCGCUGCCAGCAAAUCAACAGCCCUCCUUUCGAGCACGCUAUCUCCUACAUGAGAUUGACUUUCUUUGCAGAAGCACUGGGUUUGAAUUGGAAUCAAUAUGGACGCCAUCACUGGUUUCUUUUGUCUGCCGUUCGCUGCUUGAAUCCAUACAUCCCGCCCUUGGCUCACUUCAUGCUUGUUCCGUGAUCCGCAAAAUUAGAAUCCUAACCUAUGUGGCUGGUCCUGUCAUACUUCAAGACUAUCCUCUAGAGAUGACGCUGAGCUGUUUGCGGCCUUUCCUUGGCGACAUUCAUUGUUCCGAGGAUGCUUUGGGGAUAUUCUGGUAUCUACUUGAGGCAGGGAAACCAUAUCUCCAGGUGACGCCAGGAUUCACCGCAGGUAUUGCUGUAUCAACACUGGUCACUCUCCGCAGGAUAUUUUCGUCGUUGUCUGAGAACACGACCCAGGAAAGCCAGCUCAGAACAGUGCAGUAUAAUGCAAAAAAAUUCUACCAAUGGCUAGUCGAGCUCCUUAGAAAGCUAAGUUCGUCUGAUUGGGAUGCAGAGACGAAGACAUCAUUUGAUCGGCUUGUCUGGCUAGCUGAGAAGUUCUUAACAUCUGAGGGCUCUUCGGGCGGACAGGCUGGGAAGGAUUUGGUCUUUGAAGUUCUCAAAGACCGAGAUUCCGCGACUUCCUUGUUGAGCAAGCCUGUGGCAGAUCUUGUUCUGUCGCUCUUAUGUCCAGAAUUCGAGCAGACAUCAGACACUGAGAAUUGGGUCUCGGAUGAAGAUUUGGACCCUGCUUCCUAUGUUGUAUCUCUAUGGCACACAUUUCAAAACUUCAGUGGAGGACCUCUAUAUCGACUUUGGGCCGCUCGGGUUAUCGGAAGAUCCUUCGCUGCCACUGGGAAAAUUGAUCAACUGCUCCUGCGAGAACAAGAUCUCUCACUAUUUCAAUCCCCCGAGACCCCUUUGUCGUCUGAUAUUUUCUGCCAUUCUAAGGCCAAAAUCCUUCGGUUUCUUUGCGAUAUGCUGCACGCGCAAAAGCAUUUUGAAGCUGGCCUGGUUGAGCGUACGUUGCAGUUAAUCGUCAGCAACAUAGCGCAUUAUCCUGAAUUCCAAGGUUGCAGUGAGGUGAUUCCCGAAUCUCUAAUGAAGGCCCUCAUCUGGAACCCAUACACAUGUCCCGCCGUUGUACUCUCCAAUUCGGAGCAGGAGAGAUGCGAAAAUGCAGCAACCAGCACUUCCGGGCAGUCGGUUGCUGAUUGGGCUCGCAGUGUUUCCCUGUUCUUAUCGAAUGCUGCUCUAGAAGACCCAGUUAUUGGAUCUCUCCGCAAAGUUCUCAAUGUGAAUUCUGGCUUAGCAGUGCAGCUGUUGCCAUACGUUGUUCAUGAUGUUUUGCUUUCAGAAAGGGGUGGUAAAGGCGAGAGAGGAGAUAUCCGAGGAGAGAUCUCUGCUGCCUUCCGGCAGGUGUUGUCUGUGGCUGACAAGGAAACAUUACCUCACGCUCAGCUUGUGAUCAACUGUAUUCUCUACCUUCGAAAUCAACCUGUGCCAGAUGAGUCAACUAUAGUCCAGCGCGAUAAAUGGCUCGAAAUUGACUUCGGUGAGGCAUCUUUGGCUGCACAUCGCUGCGGUUUGCAUAAAACUUCUCUGCUUUUCCUGGAAAUUCAAACUUCCAGAGUGGUCAUGACAUCUCGUCGGUCAUCUGUCGUUAAAUACGAUCCACCGCCUGCUUUACUGCAUGAUGUUUUCAAAAACAUUGAUGACCCGGACUUGUUCUAUGGUAUUCAGCAGAGCUCAUCUUUGGCCAGCGUCAUGGAACGGCUAGAUUACGAAAGCUCUGGAUUCAAAAAUCUCCUAUUCCAGAGUGCAAAAUACGACAGUGAAAUCCAGAUGUCUGACAAGGCAGGAUCAAAUGGAGUUUUGAAGGCUUUGAAUGCUACAAACCUUCGGGGCAUUGCCAAUACGAUGCUCUCUGCAUCCAGCAGUGCAAAUGAUGCCCCUGUCGCCUUUGCGAGCAUGUUGCAAGCUGCAACUAGUCUUCAAAAAUGGGAUAUUCCAGUAUCGCCUUUGGAUUCCUCCCCAUCUGCCACUGUAUUCCGUACAUUCCAAGGUCUCAAUACCUCAGGCUCUCUGCUCGAGGUCACUGGCUCAAUUGAAAGUGGUCUAUUGACCACGCUGAGUUCUCUUCUACAGACCAGUGGGUCAGCUAUUAAGAUGCGAGAAUCAAUGCGCGCGUUGGGGAUUAUGACCGAGAUCAGCGACACUUUGCACUUCGCGAGCUUUGAUGAUGUAGAGAAAGGAUGGCAGAGUAUAAUGGCGAGAAGCAGCUGGUUGAAAACUGAGAGGAAAAAUGACGUCCUCAAAUCACGGGCAAAACUGAAUCUCGAGGAUUCACGACUUCUAGAAGCGAAAGUCAUUCGACAAUCCUUAGAAAUCACUAGAAUUCAUGGUAUCUCCCAGGUGUCACUCAAAUCUGCAAUGAGCCUUUCGAAGCUCGCCGAGCCAUGCGCAGCGUUGGGGAUGAACAUUGACGCCGCUGCAAAAUUCGAUCUUGCCAAUGUUCUGUGGGAUCAAGGAGAGAUGACCGCGUCUAUUCGCAUGCUACAGCAACUGAAGGACCAGAAUGACCUUCAUAAGCAGGCAAUCCCCCUCAGUCGGGCUGAACUUCUUGUUACUUUGGGCCACCAUGUAGCCGAAGCGCGCUUGGAGAAGCCUGACUCGAUUCUUCAAGAGUACCUAUAUCCUGCGGUCAAGGAAUUGAGAGGAAGCUCCGACGGAGAAGAGGCUGGGCGGGUCUAUCACGGGUUUGCAACCUUCUGUGAUCAGCAACUACUGAACCCCGAUGUACUCGAAGAUUUCAAGCGAGUGGAACAACUGCGCGAUCGCAAGGAGAAAGAAGUCCUGGGCCUGGAAGAGAUGAUGAAGAACAGCACAGGCAAGGAAAGAGAAUACUUGAAGAACUAUCGGGCUAAAGCAAAGCAAUGGUUCGACCUCGAUGACCGCGAAUAUCAACGUUUGUUGCGAAGUCGGGAGGCUUUCCUACAGCAAUGCCUCGAAAAUUACCUUCUCAGUCUGAGGGAAAGUGAUACUUACAACAAUGAUGCUCUACGUUUCUGUGCACUUUGGCUUGAUAAAGCAGACAGUGAUACUGCUAAUUCAGCUGUCUCUCGGUAUCUCAACGCGGUACCUAGCCGGAAAUUUGCACCAUUAAUGAACCAGCUAUCAUCUCGCCUGCUCGAUGUCUCCGAUGACUUCCAAAAAUUACUCACUCAAUUGGUAUUCAGAAUCUGCGUUGAGCAUCCGUUCCAUGGAAUGUAUCAAAUUUUUGCCAGCAGCAAGUCUAAGGGAGGGAAAGAUCAAUCGUCUCACUCGCGUUUCCGUGCUGCAAAUCAGCUUGUGGAUCGUCUAAAGAACGAUAGUCACAUCGGUCAGACUUGGAUUGCUGUGCACAAUGUAAACAUCAGCUAUGUGCGUUUUGCAGUCGAUAAACCAGACAGCAAAUACAAAAGUGGUGCUAAAGUUCCACUGAAGAACUUGACUACUGGCCAGCGACUCGGACAAGAUGCCACGACGUACCAACUACCACCACCGACAAUGAAAAUCGCACUCCGUGCAGAUUGCGACUACAGUCGCGUUCCUACAGUCACGAAAUUCCACCCUGAGUUCACGAUUGCUUCCGGCGUUAGCGCCCCAAAAAUUGUGACUGCCGUUGCAUCCAACGGCGAGCGCUACAAGCAGUUGUACAAGGGAGGAAAUGAUGACCUGCGACAAGAUGCCAUCAUGGAGCAAGUAUUUGAGCAAGUCAGCAGUCUUCUGAAAGAUCACCAACCCACACGCCAGCGGAGCCUAGGCAUCCGAACAUACAAGGUCCUCCCAUUGACACCAAGCGCAGGAAUCAUUGAGUUCGUUCCGAACACCAUUCCUCUGCACGACUACCUGAUGCCCGCACACCAGAAAUACUUUCCGAAGGACAUGAAACCCAACUCUUGCCGGAAACACAUUGCCGAUGUUCAAACCAAAUCGUUUGAGCAACGCGUCAGAACCUACCGACAGGUGACCGAGCAUUUCCACCCAGUCAUGAGAUAUUUCUUCAUGGAGAAAUUCAACAACCCAGACGACUGGUUUAGCAAGCGGUUAGCCUACACACGAAGUACCGCUGCGAUCUCUAUCCUCGGUCAUGUCCUCGGACUAGGCGAUCGACAUGGACAUAACAUUCUUCUGGAUGAGAAGACCGGGGAAGUGGUGCACAUUGAUCUCGGUGUGGCCUUUGAACAAGGCCGUGUGCUACCUGUUCCUGAGGUAGUGCCGUUCCGGUUGACGCGCGACCUAGUCGAUGGAUUCGGCAUUACCAAGACCGAAGGAGUUUUCCGGCGCUGUUGCGAAUUUACCCUUGAAGCCCUUCGCCAAGAAUCUUACAGCAUAAUGACGAUCCUUGAUGUGUUACGUUACGACCCACUGUACAGCUGGACUGUCUCUCCGCUUCGGGUUAAGAAAAUGCAGAUGCAGGACAACCAAGCCAGUGAUGGACCACCAGCUCUGCCUGGUGCAGCUGACGCUCUCGUCUCGAAGAGCGCGAAUGAGAAUGAACCUAGUGAAGCCGAUCGUGCAUUGACUGUCGUGGCAAAAAAACUGAGCAAAACGCUCAGUGUCACUGCUACAGUCAAUGAAUUGGUUCAGCAGGCGCGUGAUGAAAAGAAUCUUGCCAUGUUGUACUGCGGCUGGGCGUCUUAUGCGUGA